UUCAUUCCCAAAAUCCACCACCUACCCUUUUUCUCCUCAUUUCUCUUUAAACCACUCCACCCUUUCCAUGCUACUCACAUAACUAACUCACACACAAUUAACUAUCUAAUCACACAAAAACUCCAAAACACAUUCUAAAAAGUUAAAAUAAAAAAUGGUGGCCAAUCCGCGGUUCGAGCCGAUAUCAAGAUGCAGCCGCGACGGCCGGUCGGACCAAACCGUCGCGGCCGACUUAGACGGCACUCUCCUCCGGUCCAACAGCCCAUUCCCCUACUUCAUGCUCGUGGCGUUGGAAGCCGGCAGCUUAAUCCGCGCCUUAACUCUCCUCGCAUCGGCCCCUUUCGUCUAUUUCGUGUACGUGUUCGUGUCCGAGUCCCUAGCCAUCGAGGCGCUCGUGUUCGUGGCCUUCGCGGGGCUGAAGGUCCGCGACAUCGAGCUCGUGGCCCGGUCCGUGAUCCCCAAGUUCUAUGCGGAGGACGUCCGGCCCGACGCUUGGGAGGUUUUCGAUUCAUUCGGGAAGAGGUGCAUCGUGACUGCGAAUCCGAGGAUCAUGGUGGAGCAUUUCGUGAGGAAUUAUUUGGGAGCGGAGAAGGUGCUCGGGACAGAGUUAGAGGUCACGGGAUCGGGCCGGGUCACGGGGUUUGUGAGGAGGCCCGGCGUGCUUGUGGGUGGCCACAAACGGGCCGCAGUCGUUAGGGAGUUCGGAGAUGACGUGCCGGAUUUGGGACUCGGUGAUAGGGAGACUGAUCAUGACUUCAUGGCUGUGUGUAAGGAGGGAUACAUGGUACCUCGGACCAAAACCGAAGCAUUGCCGAGAAACAAGCUUCCAGCCCCGACCAUCUUCCACGAGGGGCGUCUGGUACAGCGCCCGACGCCCCUCGUGGCGCUGGCCACGUUCCUAUGGAUGCCUAUCGGCAUCGCUUUAUCUCUCACAAGGGUCUACCUCAACAAAAUCCCUCUCCCCGAGAGGAUCCUCCGCUACACCUACACGGCGCUCGGGAUCAAGCUCAUCGUCAAAGGAUCCCCUCCCCCACCCCCGCGCCCCGGCCACAGCGGCGCCCUCUUCGUAUCCAACCACCGCACCGUCCUCGACCCCGCAGUCAUCGCCGCCGCCCUUGGAAGAAAGGUCAGCUGCGUCACCUACAGCAUCAACGAAUUCUCCGCGCUCAUCUCCCCAGUCAGCGUCAAGCGCCUGCUUGAGGAGGGCGAUCUGGUCAUUUUCCCGGAAGGGACCACGUGCAGGGAGCCGUUCCUGCUCCGGUUCAGCGAACUCUUUGCGGAGCUGAGCGACCGGAUCGUGCCGGUGGCGAUCGACGCGAGGCAGAGCGUUUUCUAUGGCACGACGGCGCGUGGAUACAAAGCGCUGGACCGGUUCUUCGUGUUCAUGAACCCGAGGCCGACGUUCGAGAUCACGUUCCUGGACGAGCUGCCGCCGGAGAUGACUGUGAGGGGCGGGAAGACGGCGAUCGAGGUGGCGGAUUAUACACAGAGGGUGGUGGGGGAAACGCUAGGGUUUGAGUGCACGAAUUUGACGAUGAAGGAUAAGUAUGUAAUGAUGGUGGGAAGAACGAAUGGGCGCUUGCAUUCGAAGAAAGAGAAUGAUUGUGAAGACGAAGACAAGAAGUAGAUUGAGCCCAAAGAAGUUUAGGUUUGUGAGAUUGUGAUAUGAAUGGAUCCAAAAAUAACACCAAAGAAAAUUAAUUAAUAGUAGUACUAUUUUAGUUGGGUUGUGAAA
Salvia splendens (bonfire salvia) is the source of this 1735-nucleotide messenger RNA. Its product is annotated as glycerol-3-phosphate 2-O-acyltransferase 6. Gene Ontology annotation, molecular function: glycerol-3-phosphate 2-O-acyltransferase activity; phosphatase activity. NCBI's taxonomy places the organism in Eukaryota, Viridiplantae, Streptophyta, Magnoliopsida, Lamiales, Lamiaceae. The record is from RefSeq and is a predicted model, not a curated record. Gene Ontology annotation, biological process: cutin biosynthetic process. The transcript is spliced from 2 exons. Gene Ontology annotation, cellular component: membrane. Bases 155 to 1627 code for a protein of 490 amino acids.